Enhydra lutris kenyoni (northern sea otter) is the source of this 1695-nucleotide messenger RNA. RefSeq names its product nuclear cap binding protein subunit 2. Gene Ontology annotation, molecular function: RNA cap binding. The record is from RefSeq and is a predicted model, not a curated record. NCBI's taxonomy places the organism in Eukaryota, Metazoa, Chordata, Mammalia, Carnivora, Mustelidae. Gene Ontology annotation, cellular component: nuclear cap binding complex. Gene Ontology annotation, biological process: mRNA cis splicing, via spliceosome. The transcript has 6 exons. The coding region runs from base 108 to 599 and encodes 163 amino acids.
CAGGAUGCUUACGUUUUGCAUCCGCUUCCCGCGUUUCCGCUUCCGCCACCGCCGCGGCAGUCUCGUUGUGAGUGGAGUGGCGGCGUUUUCGUCCACCUCUCUGCACUAUGUCCGGCGGCCUUUUGAAGGCGCUGCGCAGCGACUCCUACGUGGAGCUGAGCCAGUACCGGGACCAGCACUUCCGGGGUGACAAUGAAGAACAGGAAAAAUUACUGAAGAAGAGCUGUACGUUGUAUGUUGGAAAUCUUUCCUUUUACACAACUGAAGAACAGAUCUAUGAACUCUUCAGCAAAAGUGGUGACAUAAAGAAAAUCAUUAUGGGCCUGGAUAAGAUGAAGAAAACAGCAUGUGGGUUCUGCUUUGUGGAAUACUAUUCAAGAGCAGAUGCGGAAAAUGCCAUGAGGUACAUAAAUGGAACUCGUCUGGAUGACCGGAUCAUUCGCACAGACUGGGACGCAGGCUUUAAAGAGGGCAGGCAGUAUGGCCGUGGGCGAUCUGGGGGCCAGGUACGAGAUGAGUAUCGGCAGGACUAUGACGCUGGGAGAGGAGGCUAUGGAAAACUGGCCCAAAACCAUGAUAAACGCAUUUAUGGCCAUUAACUUUCUUCUCAAACCAGACUUAUGUUCCACAGUGCUUGAUGAUAAACAAGGAUUUCCAAUGCAAUAGAAAGGCCCUGCCUGCAUCUUCAAGGAGAACCCUUCACGAAGAUAAACACAUCUCACUGGGACCAGAAGUAAAAUGGCAGUCAAAGAGCACUAUCAUAAACCAAGCACUAAUACAUCUCAUUUCAUCCUUAUAACUACCCUGUGUUAGCAUCCCUUCUUUACAAAUGGAGACAGGAACCUUAGGGAGGUUAAGGAACUUUCCCAAGUACCCUUAACUAGCAUAUGCAAAGUGAAGAUUCUGAUUGUGAUCAUGGUUAUAGGACCACAGAAAGUGAACCACUAACUAUUACGCUGUACUACAUCCAAAGCAGAAUACCUAUUAUCUUUCCUCUACAAAAGCAGCUUGUUUUUCCCUUUUAAUACCCAUUGGCCAUUUCCCUUCAUCUUUCCCUUUAAUACCCAUUGGCCAAGAAUUACCCAGAAAACUUCUUAAAAUGAGAAUUAAAUCCAUUAUUCUUUACCCACUUGCAUUCAUGAAACUAAUGAACCAAAAAGGAAAAAAUGCACCUGGUAUACACAAUUUCUCUUACUCCCAAAGUGCUAAAACAUCAAUGUGACCAAGAAACAAAGGAUUAAAUGUUAGGAAAAAACAAAACAACAAAAGCUACAAUUCAAAUUAGAGUCCAUCCUACGUACAAAAGGUAGCAACAUGGUUCUUUUCCUCACUGGCUGCUUGAAGCUUGGCCACCAUCAAAAACGAAACAAUAACUUUCAGGACCCCGAAGUUCAUGACCAACCUACUACUUCAGCAGAAACAAAUGGUCACUGAUGUUCUUCACCCCAGAAAGGCAACAGUAGCUAAGACAGAAAUUCACAAAACAGCUAGCCAAAAUGUAUAAGACCACACCAGAUGUCAUCUUUGUAUUUGAAUUUAGAACCCAUCUUGGUGGUGGCAAGACAAGUGGCUUUGGUAUGAUUUAUGAUUCCUUGGAUUAUGCAAAGAAAAAUGAACCCAAACAGACUUGCAAGACAUGGCGUAUAUGAGAAGAAAAAAAACCUCAAGAAAACAGCAAAAGGAACACAAGAACAG